CAAAGGGCACAGCUGUGCUUCUCGUUUAUAUGCAGUCAGGGGUCAAAGGAAGGCGUGGAAUUUAAGGAAGGAACCCCCAUCCCAGCUUGCGUGGCCAACUCGGGGAAAAGGCCACAGGGAACAGGUACAAGCAUCAACACGCAGUCUCAGGGAGAGUGCCGACAGCAAUAAAACCUUGGCUCCUCCUCUGGGACUCCAUUCUCUGUGUUUCACAAACCACGCAGCGAGACACCUGGGACCCGGGAACUGCCCUGUGCACACCAAACCCCUCUUACUUGUUGAAGACGGCAUUCAGCCAUCCCCAGAAGUUCCUGCAGGUGCCCGGGGGCGGCAGCUUGGUGAGGCUGCACACCGGCCGCGUCAGCCUUACCAACACCACCAUGUCCUAGAAGAAAAGGAGAGAAGGGAAACGCAGACACUUCUCUGGAGCCUCAGACCCCUCUUCCAAACAGCGGCUCAAGUCCGGCUUCCCCUCAAGGCCUAGGCGGGUGCCAGCAGCUGUUAUGCGCUCACUGCGGGGGAACCCGUGAGGAUCAGCGCCAUCAGGGGAGGCUCCGUCACCGCCUCAGGGCUCGCCCCGCCCCGGGGCCACUCCGCGACCCAGCGCUCCCGCGAUGCCCUCCCCCCGGGGCUGCCCGUAAGGGACGACCAACCGAACCGUACCCUAAGGCCAACUCCCCCUCUCAGCCCUCCCCGACCGCCCCUCACCGCGGAGGCGCAGGAGGAGGGGCGGUCCCGGUCCUGGUCCCGGUCCCACUGUGCCUCACCGCCCCCAAGAUGGCGGCCACGGUGCUGCGGCAGCGGGCGGGAGGUGUUGGCUGCGUUGCGGCGGGGCUAUGGCGGGCUCAGAGCCGGCAGCGCAGCACUUUCGACGUGGCUGUGGUGGGUGCGGGAAUCGUGGGGCUCGCCUCAGCCCGGGAGCUCUCCCGGCGGUACCCGUCGCUCACCUUCGCCGUGCUGGAGAAGGAGCAGGAGCUGGCUCAUCACCAGAGUGGACAUAACAGUGGUGUGAUUCACAGUGGAAUUUAUUACAAACCUGGAUCUCUGAAAGCUAAGCUGUGUGUGGAGGGUGCAGCCCUCUGCUACGAGUACUGUGACCAGAAGGGAAUACCAUAUAAGCAGUGUGGGAAGCUGAUUGUAGCUGUUGAACAAGAGGAAAUCCCAAGACUCAAAGCUCUGUAUGAAAGAGGGCUGCAGAACAAUGUCCCAGGUCUGAAACUGAUUGGAGCAAAAGAAAUCCAAGCAAAAGAACCCUUCUGCAGGGGGCUGAUGGCCCUGGAUUCUCCAUACACUGGCAUUGUGAAUUAUAAACAAGUGGCUCAGUCCUAUGCUGAAGACUUCCAGGAAGCAGGUGGGACCAUCUUGACUGAUUUUGAAGUUACAAACAUGGAGAUGGGUCAAGAAAGUGAAGAUGGGCUGAAAUACCCAGUUGUUGUUAGGAGCUCAAAGGGUGAGGAAAUCUCCUGUAGGCACAUUGUGACCUGUGGAGGGCUGUACUCAGACCGCCUGUCAGAGAUCAGUGGCUGCAGCCCUGAGCCUCGGAUUGUUCCUUUCCGUGGAGAUUAUUUGGUGCUAAAACCAGAAAAGUGCUACAUGGUUAAAGGAAAUAUUUACCCAGUUCCCAAUCCUCGGUUCCCUUUUCUGGGAUUUCAUUUCACCCCAAGAAUGGAUGGCAGUGUUUGGCUUGGUCCUAAUGCAGUACUGGCCUUUAAGAGAGAGGGCUACAGAUUGUUUGACUUCAGCACUGGGGAUUUUUUAGAUGCUGUCAUGUACAGUGGGUUAUGGAAGCUUGUGCUGAGAAACUUGUCUUAUGGACUGAGUGAGAUCUACAGAGCAGUUUUCCUUAGUGCACAAGUGAAGCAGCUUCAGAAGUUCAUCCCUGAGGUCACUGUCAAUGAUGUACUCAGGGGUCCAUCUGGAGUGAGAGCUCAGGCUCUGGACAGUGAUGGGAAUUUGGUGGAUGACUUUGUAUUUGAUGGAGGCAGUGGAGAUAUUGGAAGCAGAAUCCUUCAUGUCAGAAAUGCCCCUUCUCCUGCUGCUACCUCCUCCCUUGCCAUAGCAAAAAUGAUUGCAGAUGAAGUGAAGAGAAGAUUUGAGUUGUGACUGAUUUGAUGGGUGUAGUGCAGUUUUUACCCCUCUUGUAAGUGUAGCAGCUUGUCUGCACUGGAUGAACCCUGCAUCCUUUAAUGACAAAGAUAAAACAGGAGGCAACGUGGUGCUUGCAAGACCAGCAUUUGAAAUGUUUGCCAUUGCCAGCUCACAACUUCCCAGCUUGAUGAAUAAAGGAGUUAGGGUGCCUGGUAAGAGCUGGUGGGGUACCACCAUCUGCAAGGAAGAAGCAAACAGCUUCUUGUCAAGGUUUGUUCUAAGCAGGAGCAGCCAGUGCCAGGCACAGCUGUGAGGGUUUCCCAGGACCAUAGUGGAUCAUGAGGUGGAGCAGGAAGAGCCCCUGUGGUGGGGUUGCCUCCAUGAACUUCCCAUGCUUCUGCUCCAGACAUUGUCUCCUCCUCACUCUCUGGAGGAGGUGGUUGGUGCUCUGAAAAAACCACAAGCAUGGGGUGGUUCUCUGUGUGGUUUCUCUCUGACUCCCUUUAAACUGGAGUCUGCAGUUCCUAAUCUUACAUUAUAGUAAUGGAGAUGGAAGGAUAAGCCCUGCAUAAGGGUUCUGCUGAUAUGUAAUUAAGGGCUUUAUCAGAGGCUGAAAACAAUAUUCAGAGCCUUCUGCAUGAAUGUAGAGUAUUUCAGAGACAAAUAAGCCUAAUAAGGGAUUACCAAAUCCAAGUCAAUUCAGAUAUGCAAUUCAGAUACACUAUCUGCUCACUGUAUCUAUUUUUUUUAUAGAGCUGAAAUUAAAAUGUAUCCUGGAAGAGUAAUUUUUCAUUUAAGUUAAAUCUGGGAAGGCAGCUCUGAUCAGAAACUACUUCAGUGGUUUGGGGUUGUAAUCUUGGUUGAUUGUUUGUUUUUUUUUCUUUUCUUUGAAUACUAGUGAUGCAAAAGGAGCUUAUCUUUGUACAGCAUGUUGAGCAAUCCAGUGGAAAUGGUCUUUUGUAAAAGCAAAUGUGAAGGGAGGGAAGCUCCUGAAACCUGUCUCCAUUGAGUCAUGUUGUAUUCUGCUUCCCUUGGAGCCCAAACAGCAGUGAGUCAGGCAGGCUUCCCAUUCCUCACAUGGCUGGCAAGGGGGGAGCUGACAAAGUGCUGGUUGCCCUCCUAAAUUCUCACUGAUACUUGAACUUUUAUCCCAAGUGCACCUGGAAGAGAAGUCUGUGCAGAGAAGGUGCUUUACACAGAGAUGUUAAACACAUAGGGUACUAAGUGACUGUCCUGGUGUGUUCUGCCUAAUUGCAACAAAAAAGAAUUACGUGGCCCCAGGGACAAAGUACUUGAGAAUAGUUUUAAAGCAGAUGUUCACAGGAUGUUGGGUAAUACAGAUAAUUGUGGGUAGUUUGCUACCAGGCAAUUUGCCAUCCUGUUGUUUCAGUUUGGGUUUGUUGGUGGUUUUUUUUUUUUUAAAGUUACCUUCUGCACUCCUGACAUUCAUCAGGGAAUGUGUUACCAUAGGAGGUCGUGUGCUAGCUGGUUGGUUGUUGGUUUUUUUUUUUUCACUGUACACAGCUGAGCUGUUUUUUGGGAGAGAAAGGACUUAAUCUUUUCUUAUUUUUUUAUUUUUACUCCUGGUGACAUCUACUUGACCAGAAAAGUAAUUCCCAUAUAAGAGCAACUUAGAAAUUGAAAUAGCUAGCUUUAAAUAAAAGCUUUUGUCAUUUUUCUUAGCCACAAUAACACUAAACAGAGAUUCAGGUAUUCCAGAUGCUGAAAUGCUGCGUGGCUGUGGAAGUUACAUCUUCACAAUGGAACAAUCAUAUCUUCACUCCCUGCCAGAAGUGUUGCCAAUCAACAGUAAAUACUACAAAAGGAUUGCAAAAGCAACUUCCUCCCACACGAGGUGUGGCCCUAACAUGUAUUAACAGAAUAAAGAACAUUAAAAUGUAAAGCAGUCACCUACUAUGAUGAAUCCUAAGUCAGCACAUUUAGCUGUGCAGCCUGCUGUGCUUUUUACUCUCAGGAGGUGAUUAUUUUGGGAUAGAGUUUAACUGAAUCUUUUAAAUUAUGAAUCUUUAAGUAGCAUUCUGUGAAAUAUUUAUAUUUUUAGAGAUAGAUAUAAACCUUUUUUAAGGAAAUAAUGUUAGAGAAUUGUGAUAAUAGGGAUUCCUCCAUGAAUCUUGUUGCCCACAAAUGGUGAAAAUGUAUGAAUUUAUUUUCUAAAAGGGUCUAACCAACUAACUAAAGGCUUAAGUGUGCCUUUUUCUAUUAUGAUUACAAUAACGUGGUGUGGAUUAAUUUAAAUUGCUGUAAGAUCUUUGUAUUUCUUCUGACUUACAGAAAAGUUUCACUAAUAUGUGCCCUAUAGUGUAGUUUAUAGCUCUGUAUAAUAGAAAUUACUUUUUUGGGGGACACACAAACAUGUGUGACACCAAACUUGCCUUCCUCAAGUAUUAGUAUUUUAUCUGUGCUUAUCACACUGCAGAGCUUUUCUUGACACAGGGAGAUGUAUGCAGUGGACUGAGCUGGUCUUGAGCCUGAUCUGGACCUGUAGUGGUGUGUGGAAUGGUGAUUCUUGAAGUUCUGAAUAAAUGCAUUGGGACAGCUUUGGACAAACCCAA
This is a messenger RNA of Calypte anna (Anna's hummingbird), 4661 nucleotides long. It is a transcript of the gene L2HGDH, whose product is annotated as L-2-hydroxyglutarate dehydrogenase. The transcript is spliced from 10 exons. Gene Ontology annotation, molecular function: (S)-2-hydroxy-acid oxidase activity; (S)-2-hydroxyglutarate dehydrogenase activity. The coding region runs from base 778 to 2103 and encodes 441 amino acids. The record is from RefSeq and is a predicted model, not a curated record. NCBI's taxonomy places the organism in Eukaryota, Metazoa, Chordata, Aves, Apodiformes, Trochilidae.